Myzus persicae (green peach aphid) is the source of this 667-nucleotide messenger RNA. Its product is annotated as ecdysteroid-regulated 16 kDa protein-like. The transcript is spliced from 4 exons. Bases 105 to 593 code for a protein of 162 amino acids. The record is from RefSeq and is a predicted model, not a curated record. NCBI's taxonomy places the organism in Eukaryota, Metazoa, Arthropoda, Insecta, Hemiptera, Aphididae.
AUAACAGAAGGUCGUCUAGUUAUGUAGACGACAGACGUACCCACAGCAGUUUUUAUUGGUUGUUAUUUAGUGUUUAUGUUAUUUCAUUAGUUAUAUUUAUCAAAAUGUUCCGUAUAGUUUUAUGUUUAAGUUCAUUAUUAAUAUUAUUUCCUCAAAUAAUUAAAACCACUACAGUUUAUAAAUGUGGAACACGGAAUCAAGAAAUUUUAAAUAAUGUAACAGUAACAAUUGAAAAUUGUACUACCACAUCAAGAUGCUCAUUAAGACGAAAUAGUACCAUGCAUAUACAAAUUAAAUUUAAACCAGAAUUUGAUGUAAAGGAUUUAAUCACAGAAGUGUAUGGUAUAGCACUAAAUAUACCAAUACCCUUAUUAGGAGUAGAUAAUAAAAGUGUAUGCAAUAAUCUCUUUGAAGAAAAUGGAACAAAAAAAAAGUGUCCUGUACUAAAGGGUAGGACAUAUGUUUAUAAAGAUGAGAUAUACAUUAUUGAAGCAUAUCCCAAGUUUAAGGUAGAUAUACAUUGGAGUUUGAAGGAUCCCAUUUCAAGAAAUAUUGUUACUUGUUUUGAAGCACCAGCAAAAAUUAUUGAUUAAUAUUUAAUUGUAUUUUUUUUUUGUAUUUUAAUUAAAAAUAAAUAAACAAAUAUAGUUUGAUCUUCUACUGAACA